Messenger RNA from Lucilia cuprina (Australian sheep blowfly), 1056 nucleotides. Its product is annotated as putative GPI-anchored protein pfl2. The transcript is spliced from 4 exons. The record is from RefSeq and is a predicted model, not a curated record. Lineage: Eukaryota; Metazoa; Arthropoda; Insecta; Diptera; Calliphoridae. Bases 1 to 1056 code for a protein of 351 amino acids.
AUGGGAAAACAAGACAAGACACAAUAUGAAAACAUAAAUGAUGAUUGUGAUUAUAAUAAUAAUGAUGAUGAUGACGAUGACAAUGCUGAUAAUGAGCAGAAUUUUUAUUUCCUUAACAAAAAUUUCAACACUGGCAACAUACAAGCCUCAAAAAGUAUUAAAAACGACGACGUCGUUUGCGUCUCAGACGCUACGGCUGCCACUGCUGCUCAUCGUAUUGUUUCCCGUGCAGCCGGCAGCAAUAACGUCGUCGUCGUCUCAGCCGCUAAUCAUACGGCCAACGAAAGCAACAACAUCAGCAUCAACACCACAGCUACAGCCACUACCACUUAUAAUAUUGCCACCACCACUACCAGCAACAACAACAACAGCAACAACGCCAGCAUCAUUUCCACUUCGGCAGCCAUACAUAGCCAACAGGAACAGCAACAAACUAAAAACGACGACGACAUUGUCAGCAAUAUUAAUAUUACAGCUUCUGGCUCUCAGAACAUUUCCACCAUUUUACUCACCUCGAAUUCGAACUCGAAUUCCAACGCUGUUGUCAUAUCUACCACACUACCCAACUCGGAGUCUUGUACAUCUACAACACCUUUGUGUGGUGGCCUCACCACUUCGAAAACUACUUCAACCAUUUCAUCGUCAAUUGAUACGACUGUUACAUCUCCCAGCCUGCAGCAGAAAACUGUUAUCAACACCACCCCCUCUACAGACGCUGUUAGCAACGUUGUGAGCUCUCCUCCACCACUAUCAACAUUAGCAUCAACAUCCUCAUCUUCAGCAGCUAAAAUACAAUCAACUCCCCCAACACACACCUCCUCCAAAUCCUCUACACCCCUGGCGAAACAAAAACAAUCCCAACCCCUCCAACUACCCACUUCACCCUUAACAUCUCAACCCUAUCAACAUACAACUGCAGCAACAACAUCGUCAACAACAACAGCUGCUGUUGUUGUUAUCGGUUGCUCAACGUGUGAGGCUUUAAAACGAAAACAACAGCAACAAUAUUUGGAGGUUGUGCUGCUGUUGCAGCUGCAUCAGCCACAUCGCAAAUAG